Messenger RNA from Staurois parvus, 413 nucleotides. The record is from the annotation of a GenBank genome assembly. NCBI's taxonomy places the organism in Eukaryota, Metazoa, Chordata, Amphibia, Anura, Ranidae.
CCCCUCCAAAUCAUUGGAAUCAGGUGUUCCAAUCACCUCCAUGGCCACAUGUGUAUAAAAUCAAGCACCUAGACAUGCAGACUGCUUCUACAAACAUUUGUGAAAUAAUAAGUUGCUCUCAGGAACUCAAUGAAUUCAAGUGUGGUACUGUGAUAGGUUGCCACCUGUGCAAUGAGUCCAUCCAUAAAAUUUCCUUGCAACUAAUUAUUCCAUGGUCAACUGUUAGUGGUAUUAUAACAAAGUGGAAGCAACUGGGAACAGCAACUAAGCCCACCACUGGACUCUAGAGCAGUGGAGAUGUGUUCUCUGGAAUGAUGAUUCACAUUUCUCUGUCUGGCAAUCCGAUGGACGUGUCUGGGUUUGGUGGUUGCCAAGAGAGCAGUACUUGCCUGACUGCAUUGUGCCAAGUGUAA